CCAUAACUUUACCUAAUCGGUAAAGUUUACCUAAUGCUAACAGUAAAUUAACAAGUGGAGUAAUCAUUUCACCAUUUUGUGUCCCGCAUAUAUUUCCUCUUGUUUGAAACGACCAACGACUUAGGAGUCUCCUUGAUUUCAUCGGAACAAUUACAAUAAAUUAACAUACGCUUCUCUCCAACUCCAACCAGCGAUCCAUCUUCCCUUCACAUCUGGCCACUUUACUCCGUUCAAUGGCUUCUCUCGCCUUUAAUUCCGUCGCAACCACCUCCAAAUUCCACUCCUCCGCCGCCGCCGUCGGAAGCUCCUCCAUCCGCCGCCAGCUUACGCAUCUCCGUCUUCCGUCUUCCCCUCUUCAGCCAUCACCUUCCUUGCAAUGCCGCUGGUUCUCUUCCUCUUCUUCCGCCUCUUCAGGCGUGAGAGCUCAGGUGGCAACAACUGAACAAGCUGGAGUUGAAGCUGCUGCGAAAAUUGAAGCUCCCGUCGUUAUUGUCACGGGAGCUUCUAGAGGAAUCGGGAAGGCUAUUGCAUUGUCUUUGGGAAAGGCUGGUUGUAAGGUCCUAGUGAACUAUGCAAGAUCUUCAAAGGAGGCAGAAGAAGUUUCCAAAGAG
Messenger RNA from Nicotiana tabacum (common tobacco), 611 nucleotides. NCBI's taxonomy places the organism in Eukaryota, Viridiplantae, Streptophyta, Magnoliopsida, Solanales, Solanaceae. The record is from RefSeq and is a predicted model, not a curated record.